UUAAAAGUGUUUGUUCACUAAAAAAAAAUCUUAAGAUAAAUUGAAAAAAAUUUUAUAUAAGGCAACAAAUAUGCAUGUUUACUACAAAUUCGGAUUAUUACUGAUUUUUAUACUCAGCAUAAGUAUUUGUUGUGUAUAUGGAGCGCCAUCUACAAAUCGAAGCUCAUCAUAUGAUGACGAAUAUGCUGAUUACUAUGACGACUACUAUGAUGAACCCGAACGUAAUACUCAUAAUUCUACAGAUAUGAAUAGACUGAAAUCAACAACUACAACUACUACUACUACAAAAAAACCAUUUCUAUUUAAUAAUAUAGAUUUACCAAAACGCAGCAAUCAUGUACUAGAACCAAAUUGUCCUAAAACUUGCCUCUGUUUGGAAGAUUACAAAUAUAUACAAUGUGCUAAUGGACGCUUAACACAUGUGCCAAAAGAUUUACCAAACACUGCUUUAAUUAUAGAUUUAAGUAAUAAUCGAAUCAAAGAAUUACUUCCAACUGAUUUCACUAACUGCACGAAAGUGCGAGAAAUUAAUCUAAAUUAUAAUGAAAUAGCAGAAGUUAAAAAAGAAGUUUUUGAAGGCUUGCGUCGUUUGCAACGCUUGCGCUUAGCUAACAAUCGUUUAACAGAGCUAAGUUCUGAUGCUUUUUCAGGCGCCUAUGACCUGAGCGCUUUGGACUUAAGCAAUAAUUCCAUAGUUCUAAAUAAUGAUGGCUCUUUUUUGAAUCAACCGGGAUUAUUAGAAUUAUCAUGCCGAAACUGUAGUUGGACGGAAUUAUACAAUGACACAUUCACAAAUCUCAGCACUUUAACUACACUGAAAUUGGAUCAUAAUGACUUUAAUCUGAAAAUCAAUACUAAAGCUUUCACUCCACUGCGAAAUCUUAUUAAGUUGAGGUUGCCGGAAUUGGAUCAACAGAGCGUACAGGAGCUCUGUAAUUUAUUGAAAUCUAUCGAUAAUAUAAGUUUUAAACAUUUUGAUAUAAGUUGUUUUGAACUUGUUUUGGGUUCUUCGUUUAAUGAGAGUUUAAUAUUAGCCACAGAUCCGCCGUAUAUAGCACCACCAGACUCGGACAACAAGCUAACAACAACAACUGCAGCUUCAGUGAAAAAGACAAAGCAACCACAAAAUAACAGAAGCGAAUAUAAUAUGACGAGCUCAAUUCUACAAACAAUUGACCUGACGAAUCUAACACAGUCUAGUGAAAACAACAGCGAUUCCAAUGAGCGGCCAAUUUUAACUGCUAACAUAUCACCAACAAAGACUGCUGUAAAUAAUGAGCAAGAAGAGAAAGCAUAUCAAGUUCCAAUUUCACAGGAAGCCAUAAAUAUUAUGUUGAUAAGUAUUAUGGUCAUCGCUUUAAUUGGACUAAUAAUUGGUGUUAUAUGCCGCACAGACGUUGGUGGUAUAAAAACCAAAUGUUGUCGCACACACAAACCAGAACCAAAGGAUCAGGUGCAUCCAACUGAGGAGAUACCACUUAAUAAGUUAUCUUAGUAAAAAAAAAUCUGCACUAAAUAUUAGUUAAGUAGUUUUAGUUAGGUUUAGGCAAACGAUGAACAAAAAUUCAAUUAAUUGUAUGAAAUGUUUAGAACUUUAUUCCAUAAAAAACUAAAACGCACCCAAAUGCACUUCGACAAAACUUAGUUUAAGUCAAUUAGGUUAUUUAAUUAGCAUUAUGUUUGAGAAUUACACUCAGCUAAAUACUAUUAAUUUAAAUUCAAUAUAAAAAAUUUAUUUCAGAAAUGUCAAAAAUCACAAGAUAGAAGAUUUUAUCGCUUAAAAUUUUAUUGUAAGCGUUCCUUAAGUUUAAGUUGCCUAGUCUUCGGCGUGCUUAGUUGUUCAAGCUGACAACAAAUAAAUUAUUGAAAAAGCA
Teleopsis dalmanni is the source of this 1874-nucleotide messenger RNA. Its product is annotated as slit homolog 1 protein. The record is from RefSeq and is a predicted model, not a curated record. Gene Ontology annotation, molecular function: protein binding. The transcript is spliced from 7 exons. The coding region runs from base 71 to 1495 and encodes 474 amino acids. Lineage: Eukaryota; Metazoa; Arthropoda; Insecta; Diptera; Diopsidae.